ACAACGUUUAUGUGGAUUACUAUACUGUACUAUACAUUACUAUAGAAAUGAUAACAUGCUAGAAUGAGCACAUUAAUACAUGUAUUAUCAACACCUUCUGACCAGUCACAUUUAAUAGACCAUUUUAGAACAUUCUAGUUGAGUCAUUUCCGAUUCUUUCAACUUGUUGCCUGUUCGUUUUAAUCUGCGAAUGUCUUUUCAGAUUGCAAAUGCCGUCAUAUUUGACACAUACUGUAUUACCCUUUCAUUCAUCAACCACAGAUUAUUUUCACAACUUAAGCAUCAUAGCUUGAGAUUCUUCCUCUCUUCUUCUUCUUCUUCUUAUUAAUAUUUUUGUCUCUAUUAUUUGAGACACUGCAUUCAAGUCAGCCUUUAUACUGUAUUUACACAGAUCAUGACCUUGCGACCUAUCUAACCUCUCAUUGGUGCCACCUCAAAACUGAAAAACAACUUGAGAAAGCUGUUUGACGCUGUGUGUUUCUGUGCACUCGGGGUGUGUUUGAUGCCACAGUGUUGUGCACUCUUUUUUUUCUCACAAAUCCACGACCAGAGAGCUUAUGUGAAAAUCAGCUGUCUAAUAUAAGCACAUGGGGUUAGAACCAGUGUGCCAAAACCAUCACACAAACCCACACAUACACUUUCUCAUAAUACUACAGCACUGUUGAUCCCUGUGCACCAGGACAGAUUUGGACAUUCUCAGCUGAUUGAAUAGAACUGCUGAUGGAACAAGGACCACAGACCAGGCUGUAAAAUACGGAGAGCAAUGGAUGACAACAGAACCUGUUGUACCUCCAUCCCGGACUAUCCCACCACAGACUAUGAUUAUGACAACUGCACAGGCAACUAUUCGAACUGUUCGGAUUUUGGCGUUGAGAUGUGUGAGCCAGAUAAAAGGCAAGAGUUGACCAUCAUGGUUGUCCAGAGCACGGUCUUCCUCAUCGCCUUCGUCCUUGGUUUAAUUGGGAAUAGUUUGGUGAUUGCCACAUUCGCCAAGUAUCGUCGCCUCCGUCUGAGGUGCAUGACCGACGUCUUCCUCUUCUAUCUUGCCAUUUCUGACCUGCUGCUGCUCCUGACUUUGCCACUGGAAGUCAAUGAAACCUUCAAUGACUUCUGGGCAUUUGGAAACGUGAUGUGCAAGCUAAACUAUGGCCUCUGUGCCAUUAACACUUACGGUGGCUUGUUGUUGCUAGCGUGCAUCAGCAUAGACCGCUACCUGCUUGUAGUACGAGCCAGGACCGCUCAGGCGCUACGUCAAAGUAUGCUAUGCUACAGUAUAUUGUCUGCGAUUGCCGUGGCAGUGACCUCUAUCGUCCUCAGCCUGCCAGAGCUCUUGUUCACUUCUGUGAAUAAAAGUUCGUUGAGGUGUGAGUACAUAGGGUACGAGGGUGACAAGGGGAGGGUGAAGAUGUGUGCACGUGUGGCAAAGAUUACAGGUUUCUGCGUGCCAUGUAUUGCCAUGCUGGUGUGUUACAGCACCAUUGGCCACGUAUUGAUGCAGGGCCGGGGAAAAUGCUUUCGCAGACAGAAGACACUGCGACUCAUAGUAGCACUGAUAGUGGUCUUCCUGUUGUUUCAGCUGCCAUACGCCAUGGUGCUGUCUUUCCGAUUGUUCACAUCCAAUUAUUCAUGUAAAAUGUGGUCUGACAUUCACCUGGCCGAGGAUGUCACCCGCAGUCUUGCUUAUGUCCGUUGCUGCCUCAACCCACUGCUCUAUGCUCUUGUGGGAGUAAGAUUCCGGGGUGAUGUGAUGAGGUUGCUCCAUGAUUGUGGUUGCAUCUGUUCUUGUCUGUCACAUAUAACACCAAACCUGAACUAUGGAAGCUCAAUGAGUGCCUCGUCUCCUCCUCCUACUAGUACGAUAAUGCCCUUCUCUGAUGUUUAUUCACCUAAAAUCAUACCUGACAAUGCCAAGAUCGAAAAUCCUGAAGGUAUGCCACUGACUGGGGCCAAAGAGUCAUAUCCACCCAACAUAUUUUUCCCUUCUACUUUCCCAAACUCACAGAAACCUGGGGACAUUGUUUUUUCAACCUAUACCUGCCAGUGAACUCUUCUUUUUGACUAUAUGUAACUUUUUGUAUAGGCUAUGUAAAUAAUAAAACUCAUUGGGGUAUGCUCUUUUAGGGAAAUAAUCAAUCAAUGACAUGGUGUUACUGUUUCUACCAUGAAGUUGAUUAUUUUCCUAUAACAGCACAUCUCCAAGUGUUUUAUACCACAGCAAUGUGUCAAUGUUCGCAAGACAAUUUAAUUCUUAUAAAGUUUAACUUGUGUUAUAACCGCUGUAAGCCUUCAUUCUUUCAUCAGCUUGUCACUGUCAUGUUAGAGCUCUCUGUCGCCAAGACUCUCCCAUGGCAGAAAACUGUUAUGUUAUGGGCUGACACUGGAGACUCCUUCCAUAAAUGUCA
This is a messenger RNA of Ictalurus furcatus (blue catfish), 2402 nucleotides long. RefSeq names its product chemokine (C-C motif) receptor 10 (gene ccr10). The transcript has 4 exons. NCBI's taxonomy places the organism in Eukaryota, Metazoa, Chordata, Actinopteri, Siluriformes, Ictaluridae. Gene Ontology annotation, molecular function: G protein-coupled receptor activity. Gene Ontology annotation, cellular component: membrane. Gene Ontology annotation, biological process: G protein-coupled receptor signaling pathway; immune response. The coding region runs from base 764 to 2044 and encodes 426 amino acids. The record is from RefSeq and is a predicted model, not a curated record.